Molecule: messenger RNA, 1731 nt
Organism: Penicillium psychrosexuale
Lineage: Eukaryota; Fungi; Ascomycota; Eurotiomycetes; Eurotiales; Aspergillaceae
Exons: 5
Coding region: 1-1731 (576 amino acids)
Cellular component (GO): mitochondrion
Source: RefSeq, a predicted model, not a curated record
AUGCCAUACAAAAGAUACCUGCAAUGUUUAGUGUCAGGGGUGUGGCUCACCGACACCACGACGAUUACCCCUUCAACCUUAGUCUUCAGCACACCAUCCAAAGAUGAAUACCUUGAUACGAGGCCACACUUCAUACAGGGUUUUCCUAUCCUCAAGUCACCUCCCUUGCUUGAGGAGAACAAGAACCCAGAUGCCACAAGCAAGGACGAUAUCUCUUUGGAGAGCGCUGGAGGAUGGAACGGGGGUGGAGAACCCGAAAAGCUAGCAAUGCGCUAUCGCAAGUUUAACCUGCAGGCUCUUCUGAAUGCUUCUGCUAAACCUGUCGGAAACGCGGGAACGACUUGUGUAAAGUUACUCAAAUGCGUCGAGGGACAGUUUAAUAAGGCUUUUCUAUUGACCAUGAGCAAUGGCUGUGAAAUCAUAGCUCGAUUACCUAACCCUAAUGCAGGCCCAUCAUUCUUCACAACGGCUUCGGAGGUUGCGACUCGGCACUUUUUGCGCGAUCAGCUCGGCAUUCCUAUUCCGCGUAUUUAUGAUUGGUCGUCCAAUGCCUCUAACGAAAUCGGUGCUGAAUACAUUCUCGAGGAAAAAGCUACCGGUCAGCCAUUGGGAAACCUCUGGGGAACUGUUUCCCUAUCGACAAAAUUCCAUUUAGUGGACCAAAUUCUGGACAUUGAGAAAAGACUCGCAUCGAUUACAUUCUCGAAGCACGGGUGCAUAUACUAUACAUCAGAUCUUCAAUCAAAACCAUGCGACUAUGAGUUGCUUGAGACGAAACGAAAUUAUCGUUCGGGAUCUGCAGCUGAUGGAAACGACACACUGCCAUCUUUCGCAAUAGGACCUUCGGCCAGUCCGAUAUUUUGGGAGAAGCAGAAAGCUAGGAUGAACUUGGAUCGAGGACCAUGGGAAUCUAUUGCGGCUUAUGCUGAAGCCAUCGGAAAAAACGAGAUUCAAUGGGCUAUUUCUCAUGCUAGGCCGAGAAUGAAUUAUCACAGGUCUACGGAGUGCCCAGAAACACCAGAUGAUUACAUUGCCCUCCUCAAGGAUUACAUGGCACUUGUUCCAUUUUUGGUCCCCACCACUUCUGAGCAACCAAACAGGAUAUCGCAUCCAGAUCUACACCUUGACAAUAUUUUCGUCGACCCAGAGACCUAUCGUAUCACGAGCAUUAUAGACUGGCAGCAGACGGCUGUAUCCCCGGCAUUUUUACAGUGUUGCCAUCCGCAGAUGCUGGAAUUGUCAGCCUCGCCAUGCCCUGAUCAGCAAAUACAAGAGGAAAAAAUGCUUCUAGAGCAUUACUAUGAUGUCACAAAAACAAACGAUUCUAUCAGAAGGCAACUUCUUGACGAUCCACUUCACAAGCUGAAAAUAGACCCUAUUUCUUUAGUGCCCCGAUGCUGGGACCGGGAAGAUCUAUUCACUCUUCGCAACUUCUUGAUCAAAAUUGUCGCGCGCUGGGCUGAGCUCAAGUACGAGCAAGAGUCGCUUCCAGUCGAUUUCGGAGAAGAGGAGCUACUCAGACAUGAAGACGAAAUGGAUCUCUUGGAGGGAAUUUCGGGCAUUGUUCAUCAGCUCCAAGACGCAGGGCUUAUUCCGCUGGGAGGCAUGGUUCGGCCCGAAUACUAUGAACGUGCCAUGGAGGCGAAUGAGCGUUUCAAACAGGAAUUUAUUGGAUUGGCUGAGAACGAGAGCCAGCGGGAUUUUCAUGCGAAAGUGUGGCCUUACAACUGA